AUGUCGGCUACCAACAACUCCAGCGGAGAUUAUUCCGUCACGUGUGAUGCAAUUAUUGUUGGAGCUGGCCUCAGCGGAAUCUCUGCUGUAUACAAACUGCGCAAGCUUGGACUCAACGCCAAAAUAUUUGAGGCAGCCCCAGAUUUUGGUGGCGUGUGGUAUUGGAACCGCUACCCUGGCGCCCGUGUUGACUCGGAGACGCCAUUCUACCAACUGAAUAUUCCGGAAGUCUGGAAAGACUGGACCUGGUCUUGCCGCUAUCCUGACCAGAAAGAGUUGCUGGCAUAUGUCCACCACUGUGACAAGAUUCUGGGAUUAAGAAAAGACGUCUACUUCGGGGCUAAGGUGGUUGAUGCGCGGUAUGGUGAGAAAUUGGGCAUCUGGACUGUCAAGACCGCCGCAGGCCACACUGCGACUGCAAAGUAUCUCAUUCUAGCUGCAGGUUUGCUCCAUAGAAAGCACACUCCCGCAUUCCACGGCCUGGCCAAUUUCAAUGGGAAGGUUAUUCAUUCGAGUGCCUGGCCUGAAGACUUCAGCGCAAAGGAUCAGAGAGUCGCUGUCAUUGGUGCCGGGGCUACAAGUAUCCAGAUUGUCCAGGACUUAGCCAAGAAAGCUGACCAAGUAACAAUGUUUAUGCGAAGGCCUAGCUAUUGUCUGCCGAUGCGGCAACGAACGAUGGAUAAGAACGAGCAGACGGCUUGGAAGGCCUACUAUCCAAGGUUGUUUGAAGCGAGCCGAAAGUCUCGGAUUGGUUUCCCGGUCCAGGCGCCGUCUGUCGGCAUCUUUGAGGUCAGCCCGGAGGAGCGGGAGGCGUAUUUCGAAGAGCUAUGGGAACGUGGUGCUUUUAAUUUCCUUGCUGGCCAGUACCGAGAUGUCAUGGUCGACAAAAAUGCUAAUAAACUUGUUUACGACUUCUGGGCCAGGAAGACUCGAGCUCGCAUCUUCAAUCCCGUGAAGAAAGAUCUCAUGGCCCCUCUAGAGCCGCCAUACUGGUUCGGCACCAAGCGCUCCCCACUUGAGAGCGACUACUAUGAAAUGCUAGACAAACCGAGCGUCGAAAUUGUAAAUCUAAACCAAACGCCCAUUGUGACUGUCACAGACACAGGUGUGCUCUUGGGCAACGGCAGCAAGCGGGAAUUCGACACCAUAGUGCUGGCGACAGGUUUCGACAGUUUCACCGGCUCAUUGACACAUAUGGGCUUGAAAAACAAGCACGGAGUCGAUCUGAAGGAGGUAUGGAAAGAUGGGAUUUCUACUUAUAUGGGAGUCUUCUCUCAUGGCUACCCAAAUGCCUUUUUCGUGGCCACUGCUCAAGCUCCGACUGCCCUUUCGAACGGCCCAACGAUCAUAGAAACCCAGGUCGACUUGAUGGCUGAUACGAUUGCAAAGCUCGAGGGCGAGCACUCCAUGUCAGUCGAGGCGACGAAAUCAGCACAAGAGACGUGGUCGGAAUUGAUUGCCAAGAUGAACGAGCACACUCUGUUCCCUUUGACGGAUUCCUGGUGGACUGGAGGCAACAUUCCUGGGAAAGCUGCGCGGGCCUUGACUUUCAUAGGCGGGAUUGACCUUUAUGAGCAGGUCUGUCGAGAGAAGGUGGACAGUUGGGAGGGAUUUGAUGUGCUUACCAAGGGGUCAGUAUUAUAA
This is a messenger RNA of Exophiala aquamarina CBS 119918, 1644 nucleotides long. RefSeq lists its product as uncharacterized. Gene Ontology annotation, molecular function: flavin adenine dinucleotide binding; NADP binding; N,N-dimethylaniline monooxygenase activity. NCBI's taxonomy places the organism in Eukaryota, Fungi, Ascomycota, Eurotiomycetes, Chaetothyriales, Herpotrichiellaceae. The transcript has 3 exons. The record is from RefSeq and is a predicted model, not a curated record. The coding region runs from base 1 to 1644 and encodes 547 amino acids.